Messenger RNA from Osmia lignaria (orchard mason bee), 2308 nucleotides. The record is from RefSeq and is a predicted model, not a curated record. Lineage: Eukaryota; Metazoa; Arthropoda; Insecta; Hymenoptera; Megachilidae.
AUGCAGAUAUUCCGAGACGCGGUAGACCACGGUGUACUUUGGAGUUUGAGAAUGUUGGACGCGAGCGGACAACCAACGUCGGGAUACAUUUCAGGAAACAACUAUUGGGUGGGAAAUAGACAAGAAUGCGAGUUCCUUAGCCAGAAGAGACAAUUUCCAUUGUCAGAGAAGAAGAUUCGAAAUAAUUCGAUCUACCGUAAUCCAGCCGAAGAGUUUCCUCCUUUCGAGCUCAACUUCUUUGGUGCUCAUCUCAAUCAGAAUGGCACUGUGCAAUAUCAUAUAAGUGUUCCUAUGGAAACGAUAAUAGUACUCGGACUUUGUCUACCAGCAUCCUGCAGCGAAUACGAAGUGGGUACAAUGCUAAAGAAGGUAUUCGACGAUAGACUUCUUCUAGUUGGACAACUCUAUUCGACGGACGUUGAGUUGAUGAAAAUCUCUAAUCUGAAAGAUGAUCAUGCGUGGCUUCUCAGUGGAAAAAUCAUUACGAUUUUAUUUAUUUUGACAGUAUUAUUCGGUACAACGAUAGUAGCCACGUUAUACGAUAUUCUCAUCUAUCAGAAACGUCUACAGAAUAGUUUUACGAUCGUAGUGUUGUUUAAUAAUAGAACUGUUGUUCAAUAAUAUGUAGAAUUAAAGAACAACACGGUGGAGAAAUUGAUAUAUAUCGAAGAGGACGCUGUACCAUCAGAACCGAAAGCAGGGAAUCGAAUUGCAAAAAUCCUUAUAUGUUUCUCAGCUUAUUCGAACAUGAAACAAAUAUUCAAAUUAGACAAUAGUUCAAAUGAUUUGAAAGCGUUUCAUGGCAUGAAGGUUAUUGGAAUGAUAUGGAUCAUGUUUGGCCACGUUAUAUACUACAGCCUGAACGUUAUUGCUAACAAGGCAGAGGGCUAUAUAAUAUUGAACAAUAUUGAAUCGCAAAUCAUGUCCAAUGGUAUAUUUCCUGUGGAUACGUUUUUCUUUAUCAGUGGUUUCCUCGUGGUGUUUGGAUUUACAAAGAAAUUACAAAGGAACGAAAAUAACGUUUCAUUAAGCAGUAAUGUAAUGACUUUCAUUCGUGCAAUCAUCAAAAGAUACAUCAGGUUUACACCGACGUACUUGAUUAUAAUAUUGCUCGCCAUUAUAAACUUCGCUUGGGUUGAGAAAUUUUCGUUGAUGUAUUUCCAUGAACCGAUGCACGAACUAUGCUCAAAAUACUGGUGGAGAAAUAUACUCUACAUCAAUAAUCUCUUCAAAUGGAAUGAUAUGUGUCUGACAUGGAGCUGGUAUAUCGCCAAUAACAUGCAGUUCUUUGUUUUCAGUAUCUUUGUUUUGAUUUUAUCAAGCAGCUACUAUUACACUGCUCUAACCUUAAGCAUUGCUACUAUGUUUUUAUCCAUAUUGGUGCACGCUUAUAUAACGUACGAUAUAGGAUACAUUCCUACAUUCGAUAUACAACUUGAGACGCUUACUUCCAUAUACAUACGACCAUGGAUGAGAAUACCACCGUACAUAGUAGGGAUGGGCACAUCGGUGUUUCUUGCAAAAUGCAAUUAUAAAUUACACCUGUCAAGGAAAUCGUUAGCUGCCUGCUGGUUCCUCAGCGUUUUGUGUAAUUGCACGAUUCUAUUUGGUAUCUCAAAUAGAAACGUGUCGCUUACUGUAUCAGUCCUUUACGAGACGUUUAGCAGAUUUGCUUGGAGCCUUGGAAUAGCGUGGCUCGUAAUCGCCUGUGCCACAAACAAUGGCGGUAUCGUAAAUCAAUUUUUGUCAUUGAACUACUGGAUUCCCUUCAGCAGAGUAACGUUCUGCGCUUAUCUUCUAAAUCCAUUUUUAAUACAAUUAAUGGGUAUGGUUAGCAAUUAUCCAUUCAACCCUGAUGUUAUAACGAUCGGUGCUUAUGGUAUCGCAAUAUGUGUAGUUACUUUCUUUGUGUCUUUUGGAUUGUCGGCGAUGAUUGAAGUACCUACGACAAUAUUCUUACGAACACUCAGUACAUAGUAUGGUAGUCCUCGAAGAGCACAAAUUACUUUAUUGCAGUUUAUUGCGGGGCCAUAAAGGGCUCGCAGGAAGGUCUUGUACGAAGGAGCCAGCUAGGCUCUUUAGAUAGAAAAAGGUUAGGUUUGGUUAUGUUAGUUAGCCAAAAAGUACUAAAAAAAAAGGCCUGAAUGGCUUUAGUCAAUGAAAAAUAAUUAUUUAUUUCAUAUCUUGAAAAGAAAUAUGUUUCUGGCAGUCUGGAAGGCCUUAAUCAUCCAGAAAAUAUUAAUAUUAAACUAUUUAUCGACUCUUCAGAGCUCUGUAUACUACCAGGUAUACAGUACAGGACCUUCGU